GAGAACCUGCCCGUCUCCUGCUUUCGUCGUCCUAAAGCUCUCCUUUUUUUGGGUCUCUGCAAGCAGUUGGGUAGAGAAAUUUCUGAAAUGGCGCAGGAAUCGAGCAAGAUGGCGUCGAUGAGGAAGUGGAUCGCGGAUCACAAGUUACGAACAGUUGGUUGCCUUUGGCUGACCGGGAUUGGGAGUUCGAUCGCUUAUAAUUGGUCUCGGCCCAGUAUGAAAACUAGCGUUAAGAUCAUCCACGCCAGGUUGCAUGCCCAGGCACUCACGCUGGCUGCCCUAGCUGGAGCUGCAGCUGUGGAGUACUACGAUCAUCGUUUUAAUCCAGAAGCUAAAGUCGACAAGUUUACAAGUCAGCAUUUGGCUCCUGCCGACAAAGAUUGACUCAGUUUUUGCCUAAAACAAUUAUGGAUUAAUAAGCACUCGAAGCCUUGCAUGGAGAAAAGAUGACUUCUUUUUUGGUAGUUUGAUUAUAUCAUUUUUUUUUCUUUACAGUAUUACAGAGAUAUCUUGCAGAUCUUUUGUAAUAAUUUAAACUUUCAGUAUUAGCUGCAGGUUUCCUUUGGUGGAAAGGAUUUGCAAGAAAUGAAAACGUACUGAAAUUGAUUGACAGACUUUAAUUGAAAAUUAUUUUGCUUGCUUC
Molecule: messenger RNA, 643 nt
Organism: Dendrobium catenatum
Lineage: Eukaryota; Viridiplantae; Streptophyta; Magnoliopsida; Asparagales; Orchidaceae
Exons: 3
Coding region: 88-384 (98 amino acids)
Biological process (GO): mitochondrial respiratory chain complex IV assembly
Cellular component (GO): mitochondrial inner membrane
Source: RefSeq, a predicted model, not a curated record